Molecule: messenger RNA, 597 nt
Organism: Nilaparvata lugens (brown planthopper)
Lineage: Eukaryota; Metazoa; Arthropoda; Insecta; Hemiptera; Delphacidae
Product: H(+)/Cl(-) exchange transporter 7-like
Exons: 3
Coding region: 160-444 (94 amino acids)
Cellular component (GO): lysosomal membrane; intracellular membrane-bounded organelle
Molecular function (GO): chloride transmembrane transporter activity
Source: RefSeq, a predicted model, not a curated record
AACUAAAAUCACACUCAAUCUGUUACACUGAUAGACUGAAAAUGGAAAUUAUAUUUUAUUCUUUCAAUUUGAUUAUUAUUAUUAUUGAUUAUAGAAUAUGAACGUGAAUUUAAAUGAAAAAAUAAACAUAUAAAACUGCAUAAUGGUUCAUUGUUAGUGAUGCAAUGUUCAUCUUUAAAAUAUUUUCAUCAUUUACAGAAUUUAACAUUUCCAGCAGAAGAGCUAGAAAAAAAGAUAGACUUGGAAAUUAUCAUGAAUCCAACCCCUUAUGCAGUGAAACCCAAUAUGUCACUGGCUAGAACGUAUAAAUUGUUCCGAAACCUUGGAUUGAGGCAUGUUAUCGUAGUGGAUAACGAAUUUAAGCCGAUCGGAAUACUAACAAGAAAAGAUCUAGCCAAAUUCCAUGCAUCGUUUAGUGGGAUUACUGCUUUACCUAUUGUUUGAGAAAACAGAAAAAUGUCUACCGUACUCUUACUCUUAUAAAGUAUUUUUGUUAACAAGUUGAAAAGGUUUUCGUUUGUAAAUACAGAUAAUUACAGGAAUCUACAUUGAAUUUUUGGAUAAGAGCUUCAACUAAUAUGUUUAAUAUAUUGAAUU